GACAUUUCUCGCGGUUUCAUUGUGCCGCGAUAUUUAUUCAAACUCUGAAUCAUUUCACUAUUACUGUUUAACGUACACUUUAAGCAUAAAAUUUAUUGUCAUUGAAAAACUAAGAAAAGCAAUAUUGACCAAGCGCAUUUUGGAAUAAUUUUUGGAAAAGUAACAUUCUCGUGCGUAUAUUCAGUGCCCGCUGCAUCGAAUAAGUGACAUUUUAAAUUAUUUUCAAAGAUAAUUUCGCUGCCGGUUGAAUUCACGCCUUACAUUUGUCGAAAAUGCUUUGGCAAAAGGAACCGAAUAAUUCAUCGUACAAAAACAUCUUUGGAUUCAAUGCUGACUCUCUAGCUGAUCAGUUCAAUUCAUUAAAUGUUCAUGCUCGUCCGAAUCAGAAAUGUGACAGCUCAUCCACAAUAUACCGACAACAAGGCAACGAAAAAGUCAGCCAACAAAUGUGGCACGAGGCAAUGCAGCUCUACAACAAAAGUUUGUGUUAUGCUGAAAUUGGAUCAGAAAACAUCAGUUUGGCAUAUGCAAAUCGCUCUCUGUGCUUUCUCAAGUUACAAAUGUAUAACAAAUGUGUAGCUGAUAUCGAAAUGGCUAUACAAGCAAACUACCCAGUGCAAUUGAUACCGAAACUGGAGCAGCGCCGCACAUAAUGCCUAAAUGAAUUGACGAAAUCACCACAGAUUGAAAGAGGCGGCCCAUAUUCAAAGUUGGAUUAUGACGAGAACGAGCAAUUUCCUGGACUGGCAAAUAUUGUACAAAUGGAAUGCAAUCGCAAGUAUGGACGACAUCUCGUUGCUAAGUGUGACAUUGACGUUGGAAAAGUGAUUUUGGCUGAAGAUGCUUUCAUUAGCAUGCCCAUAAGGUCAUCGGGAGUAUAUGAACUGUGUGGCAAGUGUUUUAAAAAUUCAAUGAAUUUUAUCGCUUGUGAGAAUUGCGCGACCACGGUGUUCUGCAGUCGAGCUUGUGUUGAAAGUGGUCAAUUUCAUAAACUAUCCUGCGGCAGUGUCUUCAGCGACAACGGAUAUGCUGAUGGUCUGGAAGUGUAUGUAACACGAUCAAUCUUACUUGCGGCUAACAUUUUCCCCAACAUUGAAAAUUUGAUAACAUUCGUCGAAGGUGUUGUCAAUGAUGGCAAAAGAAAUAAAGUACCACCUAGUAUUGCUGACAUGGAAUCCAAGUACCACACGUUUUUGAAGCUUAAUAUUUGGAUGUCUGAUGAGGAGACGAGUGAUUUAUUUGGUCGCGCAAUUAAUGUGUUCCUGAAAGCGGUAGAGCAACCAGCUAUCAAAGCAAAGAUUCGAUCAAAGGAAGAUAAUUGCUUCCUCAUGCACCUGUCACUGAUGCAUACUCGACUCAUAUAUUCAAAUUCGUUUCAAGAUAAGAUAACCGGCGGAAUAUUCUUGAUUCAAAAUCAUAUGAACCAUUCGUGUGCACCGAAUGUAUUGCGUUUCAUGUCAGCAAACAAAACGGUUUGCAUCACAUCGCGUAAGGUGAGAAAAGGAGAACAAAUAUUCACUAAUUAUGGCGACGACACACUGUGGUUUGGCCCAAUUUUUUUGCGUCAAGAGACUUUAUAUCGUGAUUUUGGAUUUCAUUGCGAUUGUGAAAAAUGUUCACUCAACAAUUGGCCCAUUUCAUUCGAGCGUAUCAAAUUAGAUCCAGACUAUCAAUACUUCCAGCGCGAAAGAAAACAUCUUAUGUUCAACGAUAAAGUAAAAUGCAAAGCUAUGGAACAAACGUGCCUACGAAUUUUGGCAAAACACAGUGGAAUGCCGUGGAACGCUGAAGUGGAGACCGUUUGCAACUAUUUACAGAAUUUUUUGAGCGAAACCGCUUUGUACUCUUAGAUGAGACUUCGGGCGUUGCAACGAAGCUGAUGACUUUCGGAAUUCGACAAAAUUACAAACCAUUUUCGAUACUAUUAGUUGUAAGAGGAUCACUAUCAUUUAAGUCUUUGACACUUGUGAAGUGCAACAUGAAAAAUGUCAUAAAAAUCAAAGCAUUUUAAUCUUUAUUAUUAAUAUUAACCAAGCAUUUCCCACUUCAAAUUCUAUCUUAAAUCAAUUAAUAUAAAUGUACGUUAUAAGGCACAAUGA
Molecule: messenger RNA, 2099 nt
Organism: Sitodiplosis mosellana (orange wheat blossom midge)
Lineage: Eukaryota; Metazoa; Arthropoda; Insecta; Diptera; Cecidomyiidae
Exons: 2
Coding region: 762-1850 (362 amino acids)
Molecular function (GO): protein binding
Source: RefSeq, a predicted model, not a curated record